This is a messenger RNA of Terrapene triunguis (Three-toed box turtle), 1383 nucleotides long. Its product is annotated as leukosialin. Gene Ontology annotation, molecular function: transmembrane signaling receptor activity; heat shock protein binding. Bases 1 to 1383 code for a protein of 460 amino acids. NCBI's taxonomy places the organism in Eukaryota, Metazoa, Chordata, Testudines, Emydidae. Gene Ontology annotation, biological process: regulation of immune response; cell surface receptor signaling pathway; type II interferon production. The record is from RefSeq and is a predicted model, not a curated record. Gene Ontology annotation, cellular component: external side of plasma membrane. The transcript has a single exon.
AUGGUGGUAUCGGGGGCCUGGCCCCAGCCGAAAAUCCGGCCUACGCUCCUGCUCUUCCUGGUAGCUGCAGCCGGUGCACUAACACCACUCGAAUUGAAGGCCAACGCCAGCUCAGGGACCAGUGAGGAAAGCCGGCACAUCGGUGCCGGUCUGGAAACUACCUCGCCCUCUGCUGACUUAACCAGCAAUCACUCCGAGCCCUCUGCUGACUUAACCAGCAACAGCCCCGGGCCCUCUGCCGAAUUAACCAGCACCAGCCCCGGGCCCUCUGCCGAAUUAACCAGCAACAGCCCCGGGCCCUCUGCCGAAUUAACCAGCACCAGCCCCGGGCCCUCUGCCGAAUUAACCACCAACAGCACCGAGCCCUCUGCCAAAUUAGCCGGGCAUCCACCCACCGCGGCACAGCAGGAACUCACCACCACCCAGACACUGGCAAUGAAGGAGCCGGUUGUCUCGGUGUCUCCAUCUGCCCUUCCCUCUACGGAGGCAGCCCUGGCCCUGGGAUCCGGCCAGGCCGGGGCGACGGCAGCGGGUGGAAAACAGCCCGUCACGAAUCUGACGCGGGAGGGACUGAAGGGGCAAGCGGGCACGGUACCAGGGAGCCCAGGUCCGGGGCAGGAGACUCAGACACUGCCAGGCAGGAGCGGGCAGAACGAGAGCGCCCCCACGGAGCGCGCCAAGGCCAAGGGCAUCGAUCGGAGCGGGGACAACCGGACCGUGCCAGCCAGCACCGAUCGGACCGGACGCUACAGGGAGAACCAGCCCACCCCCGAACUCUCACCCUCUGCUCUAUCCCCCACUCCGCCUGUCAACAAAAAGCCCGACUCCAAGGCUCCGGCCCCCAGCCCCACCCCCACCUCCACGACCUCCUCCUCCACCCGCCAGCUGCCCGUGGGCAUCAUUGUGGUGCUGGUCGUUGUCGCCAUCCUGGUGCUGGCCCUGCUCGCCUUGGCGCUGCACUGUCGGAAGCGGCGCCGGUCCGGCUCCACCAGCUUCAGCGGGCGGGCGGGGCCUGGCGAGUGGGCGGGGCCGGUGAGCCUGCCGGAGGAGAAGGGCGAGGGGCAGGCCGGGGAUGGGGGGCAGCAGGCCGGGCCGGGCGAAGCCAGGCGGCCCACGCUGACCACUUUCUUCGGGAAGCGCCACUCCCGGGUGUCCUCGGUGGCCAUGGAGGACGUGGCCGGGGCGAAGGGCGAGGGGCCCCUUUCGGAGCCCCUGCUGGCUGCAGGGGAGCAGGGGGGUGACCCCACGCUGCAGGGGGCAGGGGAAGCCAAUGGGACACUGCCCUUGAUGCCCGGACCCCCCUCACCUCCUCCGGAUCCCCCCGCCAAUGGGGAAUUCCCCCUGCCCCCGCCCAUGGAGCAGGAAGCCAUGCCCCCUGUGUAA